Molecule: messenger RNA, 3321 nt
Organism: Asparagus officinalis (garden asparagus)
Lineage: Eukaryota; Viridiplantae; Streptophyta; Magnoliopsida; Asparagales; Asparagaceae
Product: protein RRC1-like
Exons: 18
Coding region: 135-3047 (970 amino acids)
Biological process (GO): RNA processing
Cellular component (GO): nucleus
Molecular function (GO): RNA binding
Source: RefSeq, a predicted model, not a curated record
AGCACGGCAUAAAUCAAUCGAAGGCCUUUUCGUCCUAUUUCUCUUCAGGCUGAUUCGCCCAAAACACCGAAACCCUAAUUCUUUCCUUUAACCGUCGAAUUCCCAGCUGGAUCGUAGAGCUUUUGAUCGGGGAGAUGAAUUUCUCUAUGACUCGAAAGAAGACCCCUUUCCAGAAACAUCGAGAAGAGGAGGAGGCCAAGAAGAAGAGGGAGGAGGAUGAAACUGCUCGAUUGUAUGCCGAGUUUGUGGAGUCCUUCCAAGGUAGCGAAGCACCUGGGUCCAAGGCUUUUGUUAGAGGAGGGAUGAUUGAUCCAAAUGAGAAGAUGAAGACAAAUUCAGAAGGUGGAAAUUCCAAAGAUGGGCCAUCUGUUCCAAAGAAGGGAACUAGGUAUGUGCCAUCCUUUCUACCUCCACCUUCUAAUAAAGGGACCGAGCCAGAGAAAAAGAAGGAUGAUGAGAGGCCAAGGGAAAAGGAGAAAGGAAAACCACGUGCAAUCGAUAAUUUCCUGGAAGAGCUGAAGCUUGAACAAGAGCUGAGGGAGAAGCGUAAUCAAGAACGUGAGCAAAGACGCGAAGGGCGAUAUGGUGAUAGUUCUGUGCCGCCUAGCCGUUUUGAUGAAUUGCCUGAUGAUUUUGAUCCAAGUGGAAGACUUCUAGGAUCAUUUGACGAUGGGGAUCCCCAGACUACAAAUUUGUAUGUUGGGAAUCUUUCACCACAGGUGGACGAAAAUUUUCUAUUAAGGACGUUUGGAAGGUUUGGUCCCAUUGCUAGUGUGAAAAUAAUGUGGCCUCGAACAGAAGAAGAACGUAGGAGGCAAAGAAAUUGUGGCUUUGUUGCAUUCAUGAACAGAGCUGAUGGACAGGCUGCCAAGGAUGAGAUGCAAGGUGUAGUUGUGUAUGAUUAUGAAUUGAAGAUUGGGUGGGGUAAGUCGGUAUCACUUCCAGCGCAGGCUCUGCCUGCUCCCCCACCUGGGCACAUGGCUAUUAGAAACAAGGAGGGUAACACUGUGAUUCUAUCUGGCCCUGAUGGGCCUCCAGUUACGUCUGUGACUAGUCAAAGUUCUGAGUUGGUUCUUACACCAAAUGUUCCAGAUAUACUGGUUCUUCUUCCUGAAGAUAAACACUUACAACAUGUUAUUGACACAAUGGCCCUACACGUUCUGGAUGGUGGAUGUGCCUUUGAACAAGCUGUUAUGGAGAGAGGCCGUGGAAAUCCUCUUUUUAAUUUCUUAUUUGAGCUUGGAUCCAAAGAACAUACAUACUAUGUUUGGAGACUUUACUCCUUCGCCCAGGGUGACACACUUCAACGGUGGAGGACAGAGCCCUUUAUCAUGAUAACUGGAAGUGGGAGAUGGAUUCCACCCUCUUUGCCGCCUACUCCAAGUCCAGAGCAAGAGAAAGAAGCUACCACCACGUAUGCAGCUGGUAGAAGCAGGCGUGUGGAGUUGGAAAGAACACUAACAGAUCCACAACGAGAUGAAUUUGAGGACAUGUUGCGUGCGUUAACUUUGGAGAGGAGCCAAGUAAAACAAGCUAUGGGUUUUGCUUUGGAUAAUGCUGAUGCAGCUGGAGAGGUGGUUGAGGUUCUUACGGAAUCGUUGACGCUUAAGGAAACGCCCAUACCGACUAAGGUUGCAAGGCUAAUGCUGGUUUCUGACAUCCUGCAUAACAGUAGUGCUCCAGUGAAAAAUGCUUCUGCAUAUCGGACAAAAUUUGAAGCUACUUUACCAGACAUAAUGGAGAGCUUCAAUGACUUAUAUCGUAGUAUUACAGGACGGAUUACUGCCGAGGCCCUCAAGGAACGAGUUUUAAAGGUUCUUCAGGUAUGGGCAGACUGGUUUCUUUUUUCUGAUGCGUAUGUCAAUGGUUUGCGUGCUACUUUUCUCCGAUCAGGGAACUCUGGUGUCACACCUUUCCAUUCUAUAUGUGGAGAUGCACCUGAAAUUGAAAACAAAAGUAGUUCCGAAGAUCUUCAAGAAGUGGACAAAAUUAAUCAAGAUGCUGCACUGGCAAUGGGGAAGGGAGCAGCUAUGCAAGAGUUACUAAGUCUACCUCUUACUGAACUGGAAAGACGUUGCAGGCAAAAUGGUCUCUCACUUCUUGGUGGUAGGGAAAUGAUGGUUGCAAGACUGCUGAAUCUGGAGGAAGCAGAAAAGCAGAGGGGAUAUGAUCGAGAUGAUGAGAUGAGAUAUGUGCAUAGCCAUUCUGGCAAUCAUAGAACAGAGGAUGACAGUUUGAAAGCGAAUAAUGCUGGUCACAGAGAAGCCAACCGUGGGAUGGAACCAAGAAGCUCGAGUAAGUGGAGUCGACAUGAUGAAGAGGGACAUGGGAAUGUUUUUUCAUCUUUAGCACCAACCCUUGCGAUUCCUCAGCCUGAGUUAAGAGCAUUCCCUAGCAAGAAAGAAAAAUAUGACCCUAUUUUACCAGAUUCUAAAUGGUCUCGAGAUGAUGAUGGCAGCGAUGAUGAAGAAAACCAAGGUGGUCGAGGUUUAGGCCUAAGUUAUUCCUCCUCUGGAAGUGAAAAUGCUGACGGUGAUCUUGAGAAGGCGGAGGAGGCUGACAUGGAAGCUGGCGCCAACAAUCUUCCUUUUCCUGAGAGUAACAUGAGUGAAGAGCACAGACAGAAACUCAGGCGUUUGGAGGUUGCUGUAAUAGAAUAUCGUGAAACUCUUGAAGAGCGAGGAAUUCGAAAUCCAGAGGAAAUAGAAAAGAAAGUUGCGAAUCAUCGGAGACGGCUUCAGUUAGAGCUUGGUUUACUAAAUUCUGUGGAAGGCUCCAGUAGGCAAUCAUCUCAGAGGACACCAACAGUGAGGAAGGGCAAGCGUGAAGAUGGGCAUGAAUCUUCAAGGAAGCGGCACCGAAGUCAGAGCAGAAGCCGCAGCCCACAAAAGAGGUCAUCAACCAGAGACAGGGAGAGGGUGAGCGAUGCUGAUAGGAGUCAAGAUAGACACCGUCAAAGAGAAAAGAGUGGAAGCAGAGAACGAGAUGACCAUGAAAGGGAUAGAACUAGAGAAAGGGACAGAGAUAGGAGAAGGAAGGGAAAAUGAGUAGCAGAAAGUGGUAAUGUGUUUUGGGGAAGAGGUUGUUCACAUGCUCUACUGAUGACCAGCUCGUUCUCAUGCCUAAAUUUCUUGUAUUUGGGUUUUGACAUUGAUAGAGAAUUGUUUCUUAGAAUUGUAUCAAUCCUUAGUAGAUGUGUUCUUCAGACUUUGUGCCCAUUACUAGCAAAAUCUUAAUUGAUGUAAUGAUCUUUUGUACUAAAUUCAUGGUAAAAGUGCCUUGCCUUUAUUAAUUGCAGAAAACUGGGAGCUUUUCUUGUCA